UCAAAUUAGUUUUCUCCUGAUUUCAUGUUCGGGCUUCGUUUUCAAAACAAAUAUCUGCGAAUUACUCAAUAUAUUUGUAAUAAUAAUUGAGCUCGCGAAUCCCAUUAUCAUGAACUAUUAAACUGUAAAUUGGCUACAAGUUGCAAGAUGACCGACGAAAGGAACUUUCGUUCGUCGUACUACGAAAAAGUCGGAUGCCGGGGAGUCGAGGAAAAGAAAUCGCUUGAAAUAUUGAUGAAAGAGAAACCUUGGGAUAAAGUUAAGCUGAAACAGUUUUGUUUGAGGUUCACAGUGCCUGCUGCGUACAGAAAUUUGGUAUGGAAAGUCUUAUUAGACAUCCUGCCAGUAUACCCUGACUCCCACCAAUACGUAAUGGAACAGCGUACGGAGCAGUACCAGGACCUGCUGUAUGCUGUUGAGAUGCUCGAGCUGGUGGACAUGGACGCUCCUCGCAGUGAAGUCUUGUUCGAGAUGUGGCUGCUGGAAAAUGAAGAGAGAAAGCCUCCGAUGUUCCCGGAGACAAACUUUUCUUCUGCAGACACAUUCCUGCCGAUAGUGAAGACUCUUCUAGAACUUUAUGAUGAUGAGGUGGAUGUGUACUGGCUGGCAAAAACUCUGACUGAAGUAGUGAGGAGCAUGCAGAGGGAACUGCCCAAGCUGAAGGAAGCCUUCAUGACCAUGCUGGAGAAGGAAGAUGGGGAACUGUUUAAUCACCUGGUCGACAUAAAUGCUUUAGAAGUGUUACCACUCACAAAAUGGUUCAACUGUUGCUUUGCUGGGGUUUUGGAUGACACUUCUCUUACCAAAAUAUGGGACAAGAUAUGCAGUGGGGCACCAAAGAUACUGUCUUUUGCGGCCGUUAUGCUGGUCGUAACGUUACGCAGAAAUAUACUACGCUCCAAGAAUGCUGAAGAAGUUAUUAAAUGUGUAUCACAGAUACCAGAACAAUGUGAAGAAGUAGUAGCUAACAAGGCGAUUGAACUGUGGCAGUACUACGGAGCACAGCCACAGAGUGACACCCUAGCCAAGAAAUGAUGUAUGACCUUCUAAUGGGGUGACCUCAUUAGAAGGAAAAUGGACUGUCUACGAGUGUAUAUGUCUAUGGCAGCUUAGCUUCUCAAGUUGUGGACACGCAGUGGCUUUUGUUGGAAUUUAAUUAUAAAAUUGUUGAUUUUUUAUAUUAUAUUUAUAGGAUUCUAAUAUAACUUCAAUAUUUAUAGGAGAUAUACAUAAUUUAUGAACGUAGUUUCAAAAGCUGUUAAAUGGAUCUUGUAGUUUUGAAAAGUACAUGAAUUUUGGCUUGUGACUGUGUGGUGCCAGAGAGAUCUUCGGUGUUGUAUUAAAGGAGACCCUUUCCAUAGAGGCCAUUAUUUUAGGCCUUAGUAAAAUAAGAUAGUAUUUCCUACCUUCUUCAUAAUAACGACUUAUUACUAUCUUGUAUGUAUGUAUUACCUUUGUAAUAAUUGGCUAUGUGAACUGUAAAUAAAAUCUUUUAUGCCUGAAUAA
Helicoverpa armigera (cotton bollworm) is the source of this 1506-nucleotide messenger RNA. RefSeq names its product TBC1 domain family member 7 (gene TBC1d7). Lineage: Eukaryota; Metazoa; Arthropoda; Insecta; Lepidoptera; Noctuidae. The record is from RefSeq and is a predicted model, not a curated record. Gene Ontology annotation, biological process: activation of GTPase activity; negative regulation of TOR signaling. The transcript has 6 exons. Bases 148 to 1035 code for a protein of 295 amino acids. Gene Ontology annotation, molecular function: GTPase activator activity.